ACGAGCAGGGACAGAAGUUGGGCAUGAGACAAGCAGACCUGGCCGACAUGCGUGGAGUAUGUGUGGAUAUGUCUCCAAGUUGAAUGGUUGUGUCUGCCCAUUCAGUUCACAAUGCAAACCCGCAGCAAGUGGGAGAGAGAAGUAAAGGAAGUGGCGGUGGAGAAUGAAGGAAUCAAUGGUGGAGGGAGGCUUGGAAGGGGGUGCAAGGUGGAGAGAGGUUCUGGGGUUGAGAUGAGUGCUGGUGUGCGGUGCUCUGGAAGAGGAGGUUUUCGGCGAGAAAGUGUUCGGUAUCUGGAUGCCGAUGAUUCAACGGCUGACAGCGAUGAGUCUGAGGAUAGUCAAGUCAAUACGAUGAAGCUUGAACUGACCGACAUUGACGGAGAAAGUAACUGUAAUGGUUAUGAAGAUUGGGAGAAUGGCUCAGACGAGGUGGCCAUGACAUUGACAUUGUUGGAUCACAUACCAUUGGAUGGUGAAAAUGCAAAUGGAAUGCUGAGUGAGUUGAACUUCCCAUGCUGGGCUUCUGAGAUGGGCCCAACAAUCGGAGAGGGGAAUUCCAAGAAGGACGGGUGCAGCCACAUUGUCUCGCCGAAGGGGUACACAAAAUGCCUAGGGGGGGUCCUUGGGGCAACCACUGGCAGCAGCAAAAGAAUGGGAAAGGUGUCGACGGUGCUCCAGGACCUGCCAGCGCAGCCUGACAAGAACAGCAGGGCUCUUCCGUCACAUUUGGCUGAAGUUAAGGCCCUUUACGAAAGCUGCACGAAUCUCCAAACUGUGGAGAGUAAGACUACGAAGCGCUCUCAGAGACUAUCUGAAGAGGGAAAGAGGGAUAACAUUCUUAGCUGUCAAGUGGCAGCGAGUCUGGAUGGAUUCCCACAUAAUUGGCAUCAUGAGCGUCUAUCGUCCGGGAGAAAUGGAAGGUCUCGACACACCCCUCAGGAAACAGAGAACGAGCUGGCGCUUAUUGCCAGGGACCCUCCAUUACUCAACACCUCACUGCUAUCUUCUGCUGGUGCGCGGCGUGCAAGGUCAAAGAGGACAUCAAUCAGCGGGUCGGGCAACAAGCAGGAGGAUGAAGAGGAGGGAAGAGAGAAGUCAGCCCCAGAGAAAAAUAUGGAGCGAUCGGUGGUGGGCAACGAAAGUACUGCCGGGGAUGCAAAUAAGGGAGCGGUUGUGGUCAAAGGGAGCCAAGGAGGGAGUGUGGGUGGCGAUGGAACAGAGCAGCAUUAUAUCUCAAACAGUAAGGUGCUGGGGCAAGAAUGCAGUCUGGACAGGGACUGGGACUCGUGGGUCGGGAAAGGUGACGAGAGUGACAGGUUGUACUGUGGCGGUCUUGGCUUGUCUCCUCGUGCAAUCUCAGGAGGACAGGAAGUGGAGCCACAGGAGGAGAAGAAGCAGGCGGGAAAAAUGGAAGACAGGAAGGGGGCAAAGGAAGCAGAAACGGGCAUUGCUACUAGGGGGUUCACGUGCCUAUCAAGUUCGGAGGUGGAGGGUAAUCAGAGCCUGCUGGGAAGGGACGACUAUGGAGGAGCAGGGGGUGGAAGGCUCAGUACGAGUCCGCAUGAGGCUCAGGCUCAGUAUGUCAUAGACGAUGCUGUCAUUCCUUGUGAACUCGAGAGACAUGGCAGUGGCUCCGUGCACGAGGAGGAAGAGGAGGGUAUCUCUGUCGAGCAGAGUCUGAUUCUGUGGCGUACCACUGACCCAAUAAUCGAACCGGCCGGAACAGGUUUACCUUUUUCGUCGUCUGCUCCUCACGGCAUGCUCAUAAACCCGUUGCGACCCUGUGGGGACGGUACUGUUCAUGACGGUACAGAAGAACAUUACCCACAUCACAAUGGGAGGAGGGUUAACCCUUACAAGAAAGGAGUUGAUGAGUGUUCAGGAGAAAGGAGCAUGAGCGGUGGGCAACGUGCUUGCUGGGAUGAACAGCCAUCACUAAAAGCAGCCAAAGCCAAUAACAAGGCAGAAGAUGAAAUAGGAGUAAGAAGCACAGGAGACAGACUUAGAACUGCAGAAAGCAGGCAUGUGCAACGUUGUAACUCUGGAAGUGUUUGUGGUGAAGUGCCAAGGAUUUCAACAGUCGACACUUCAGGGAAGUUUCUUAGAACUGUCCGAUCCCAUGGACUGUACCAGUUAACCUGCCUUCAAGAGGAUGGUAGAAGAAGCUCUCAAGAAUCUCAACUAACUGCUAACGCUGCAGUUUCCAAGUCAUUGUCAGCCAGUGGUCUCGAUUCUCUCGGUGCUGCAGAUCCGAUGGUGCAGAGUCUGAUCUGUGAAGACAUUGACGAAGGCAGCCGUUAUCUCUUCUGCAGCACACAGUGGAAACCUUGCAGAAGCUCCAUUAUCCCACCUUUCGUGAAUGGUAAGGAAGAAGGGACGACCGCCACAGCAGAUCUGUCUCAACAUGCAGCUCGACCAUCAAUGGAGGUUCAACCUGAUGGAAGUGUUUGUGCGAAAAGAAGCAACAAUGGAUGUUACAGUAGUGAUGAUGCCGAAGCUAUGGAUCUGUCAGCACCUGGGAAUGCUGAGAUUUCCGACGGCGAGCAUAGAAAGCAAAUACAUCGUCGUCACGAGCGUAGAGACACUCCUGGCUGUAGCUGGAAGGGCGGAAACCAGCACGGCGUGUUUGAGUGCCGUGACAGUCUUGUCCAAGCUGCAUGUCCUGCUGCUGCUGCUGCUGCUGUUUCUGAUCAGACAAUAAAUGGCGAUGAUGGUGGUGGUGGUAGCGAUGAUGAUGAUGGUUAUGCUCAUGACGAUGGUAACGAACACAAAGCUGGGUCUUAUCUGCAUUCUGAAGGGAAGAGAGGUGGUGGCGCAAGGGGUAGAAUGCAGACCGAAUGCAGAACUAGAGAAGAUGCCAUGAAAGCAGACUGUGGCAGUGACCUAACUACACACAACUGCAAGAGUGAUGGGAGAUGUAAAAAGGAAGAAAGUGUGGAGUCCGCAGCAAAAAUUCAUUCGACAGGGAGAGUUGAGGACAAUUUCGAAAAAAGCAAAAGCUUGAAGGAGGUAAAGGAGAUGACAGAGGAAAGGAAGAGGAAAGGGGUAGAGCAGGAGGAAGAGGAGAAGGGGUGCAAGGAGAAAGAAGAGCAAGAAAAGGCGGAUGGGAAGGAGGAGUGCAAGGAGAAGAAGGAGGAUGCGAAGGAGGCAACGGAUAAGAAGAGCAAGAGGGAGGGCGACCACAAGGAGGAAGAGGAGGAGGAAAAGCGUGAGAAAGAGGAAGAGAAGGGGGCAAGGGAAUCAGAGGAAGAAGGUGAUCAGGAAACACGCAGAAUACGAAGAUGGCCAAGGGUUCGGAUAAUACAGCGCAAUGGAGAGCAAGUGGGUGGUGGUACAAGUCCUGUCUGUAAGGAGAAGUUGGGCUGCAGUGAAUCUACGUACGAUGGACCAAGGGAUGAACCCUCUCCAAAGAAGGAGCAAAGGAUGGGCCAAAGGAUAGAUCAGGUAGCUGCUCCAUCCUUUGGUCGGAUUGGUCCUUCUGCAGGUAAUCUGUCCUUCGAGGGGGAAAAUGAGACGGAGCUAGGCUCAUUGCUACACGAGGAGCUACGACAUCAAGAACACAGGUCUGCCAAGGGGUCUAGUAGGGAAAUGGAGGAAGGAUGGGCAUCAACAAGGCACGAGCUUUCCUCUGGACAUGGUCAGUUCCAUGAUGCCGCUAGAAGAGACUCCCCUAGAAGAUUGCUGGCAUGCUCUAUAACUGACACCAAAACUGAAACCAGGACCAGAGAUGCAGUAGAAACUCCCAAGUCUUUUAGGUCUAUUGCUAGCAGGGUAUCAUGGGAAUCAAGAGAUUGGCGGAGCAGCGCUGCUGCAUCUGAUGUUGUUUCUGCAUUGGGCGCUAAGCGCAGUCCCAAUGGACGACUGUCAGAACAAUUGCAUGCUGCUCACAGAACCCACAAUAAGCACAAUGAACCUCACAGGAUUGCAGUCACACAACGGCGGGAUCAACAUCCAAAUCCUCAUUCAACCAAGGGAUCGGUCAUCGAACCAGUACCUUCGAAUCGACGGAUUCCAAACAGCCGACACCUUCAGGAUGUAACAAACAAAAUAGUAAAAGCGGACAAAACAGCGAAAACAGAUAAAAUAACCAAAACAAACAAAAUAGUCAAAACAGAUAAUAAAGUCAAAACAGUCAACGGUGGCAAAGAGACGAAGAAGCAGAAGAGUGGGGCGGAGUUUCGACAAGUAGCUAACCGCACCACAGCAAAAGGCGGUACUGGUACUCCUGGUAGUAAAUCAGGACCAGGGUUGAAGGUGGGGGGAGUGAGGAAUGUGAGGAGCCAUGCGAGGCUUUCGGAUGACGAACAAGUCACAAUCGGUGGUCCCGACACUGUCAGGCAGAGCACCACGGUCACACUGAGGGAGAAAGAACACCAGUCAGCCCACACACACAUGACGGGUGCCAUGCCCCCGGAACAAAGACUCAGCGUGUCCUCAGAACUGGUGGUGGCUUGUCCCAAGGAUAAAACACUCGCCAAUGGGAUCUCAAUGCCGUUCAUUGACGGAACCUCGGGGGUUCCACGUGGUCCAAGGUCUUCACCGGGCUCAGGUCCCACUGCAGGUCAAACAUUGAUCGACCUGUUACCAAUUUUCGACCCUCAGUCAACAUCAACAUCGAUUGAAAGUCAAGCCCAGACUUGCUCUGGAGCACAGGUAGCUUCCAGAUCGCAAUUCGAGAUGGAGCAACUGUCAACGAGAACCCUUGGAUAUCGAUCGCAAGCAAACAUGGAAGCCGCGCGAGGAAUGACAGGUUUUGGUGUGCGAGACGAGGCAUCAACUCUUUCGGAAACCCCAGCUUCUACCUUGCUUAUCGAUCAUAUUGGUCCUUUUUCGCCACAGAGCAGCUCAGGACAAGGCUACGGUCCUGGUCUUGUUCCAGCGUCAGAUGAGUCUUGCAAUGUUGUUGUUGAGGAUGAGAACACAGGUUCGAAUUCGAUUCCAAAACCCUCAUCAUCUGUGCUCCUCCCAUCUGCAGCCGUAGGAUCAGAGCAACUGAAGGACAUCCUGGAGUACCUGUCGAAGAUGACUGAGAUCCAGCUGCCGAAGUCCCAUCCUUGGUCCCCCCAUCUGCCAGCUAGCGUAAAUGAUUUUGCCGCGAAGUCGAGUCAAUCAGAGAAACCCAAAGGAAGUACAGUUGAUAGUCUUCAAAUUGCGAAUCCAAACGGUGCCACAGUUCAUCCACCGAGGGUCCAACUCCAAUCAGCGGCCCACCGACACCCACAAACGGCUGAGAAUCAAGGUCACAAGGACGAUGGAACUACCGCGACCAAUGGAUGUCCUCGACCUGGCGGACAUUUCAACGACCAAACAAAAAAGGAGGGAUCUGAAACUGGAAUCAGCAAUCUUCAUUCUCAAAUCGCCAGCUGCAACAGUAAUAAGCGAGGUGUUGAUGACAGUAGCAACAUGGCGCCUGCCACUCCCUUUCAGCUCCAUCAACUCCCAGUCGACCUGGCGACCGGUGGCACUGCCAUAGUAGCCAUACAUGAUGGUUGCAGAUCUGAAAGCUCUGGUUGCUUACUGCCUGUGAAGGGAGUGGCGUAUGGAAAAUUUGCAACAUCAAUUCACAUCCCAAGCUCCAUAGAAACUGAGAAUGUUGAUUCCAGUGUCUCAAGGAGUGAUUCGAUGUCGGUGUUGAUGGGACCCGAUGCUUCGAUUCUGAGUUUGCGUGGUGGGGGGUCAAACCAGUCCAGUGAAAUUCAGGUUGGAACGGACAGAAGUGAAAGCUGCAGCAGUUGGACAUCCAGGGGAGGUGGAGGUGGUGGUAUGUACUGUUUGACUCAGACCGCUGACCUGGAUAGGAGUUGUUCCCUUGCUAUCAGUGUGUACGAUGGCGUGAAAGCCCGAAUGAAGAGCUUGAAGGAUGAGCUCUUGAAGCAGGAGGGAUAUAUUCAGGAGCUCAAAGAUGAAAGGGAACGUCUUUUGAGGGCGCAUGAGCGAGAUAUGAUGAGAGAGAGAGAGCAGCACUCGCUACAAAUGCAGAAUCAAAAACAUGAAAACGAAUCGACUGUGCAACACCAUUUAGCACUGAUGGACAGAUUACUGCGCGACAAAGAGGAGCUGACGGCCAAAUGCGGUCAAUUGACACAUGAUAUAAGGAUGGCAGAAAUCAAGGACGACGACGACGAUGACAACGACAACGAUGAGGAAGACGACGACGACGGCGACGACAACAACAAUGACGACGACGACGACGACGACGACGGCGACGACGACGACGACGACGACGAAGAAGAAGAAGAAGAAGAAGAAGAAGAAGAAGAAGAAGAAGAAGAAGAAGAAGAAGAAGAAGGAGUGGUUCCUCCUGCAGAUCACAUUGUGAUGGCAAUUGCACCACAAUUUAUCAUCUUCGCUGAUGUACAAGGUGACGACUGUUGUGCUCCUGUGCUUCAUUUUGUUCAGCAAAAAGAGAGCUGGAUGAUCGCUGAGAAAGCAAAGAGGGAAGCAUGGGCGACCAACAAAGCCAAGGAACUGAAGGAGGUCACAAUCAGAGGGUUGGAGCCACAUAUCCAACGGCUCAUGCAGAGGCACAGAACGGAGAUCGAGCGAUGUGAAGCGAAGCAUGAAACUCAACUAAGAAUAAAGUUGGAUGAGUUGAGGCAAUGCUGUGAGAAAGAGAAGAAGGAGAUUGAAAGCCAGUUGCUGAAGGACCAUGCUGAAGCUGUACAGAGGUUGGAAUCAGUGAACCAGUCUAGGCUUUCGGAGAUGGAAAAAAGGGUGAAGAAUCAAGUAACUGUGCAGCACAUGAGGGUAAUCAAGGAUCUGACAGCCCAAAUUGAGAGCAUGGAAGCCAGUCAUAGGCAGGACAGGAAGAAGUUGCAAAUGGAUCUACAAGAGAGAAUGAGAGAGAGUGCUCAGAGGGAGGAGGAGAUGCGUGCAAAAGUUGCGGCAACGAUUCAGGAGAUUAGCCAGCAGAAAGAGGCGGAAUUUGAAAUGCGAAAGGGGAUGUGGGAGGAGGAGAAGUCAAAAUGGAAGCAUAGCUUUGAGGAAUCGAUGGCUGUCAAGUUGCAACAAAUGGAAAACGAAAUGAAGGAAAGGGCCACAGCGGAGCGAGACGAGGAGAUCGAUGUCAUCAUUACAAGAAUGGAGGACGAAAACGCUGAGGCGAAGUCGCAGAUGCUCAAAGAAAUGCAAGAGGCAACAGCAGAGUUGCAAAAGUCCCACAGGCUAAGAAUGAAAGAGAUGGAAGGGGAGAUAGCAAAGCUUACGUCAAAGUAUCAGGAGGCACUGGAGGGAAAAGUCAAUGCGCUUCAGGCUAAGUCUGCUGCAGAAGACCAUGCGCGUGAUCUGAAGGAGGAACUCUUCGCAAAAGACGAAAAAGUUGCAGAGCUGGAAAAGGAGCUAGAUGCAGAGCGAGCCAAGUUACGGGGAUUGCAGGCGUCCGUUCAAGAAGAGCAGAGGGUGCAGGAAAUUGAAAAGGUGCAACAAAUCGAAUGUCUCCAAAUGCGGCUACAGGCGUGCAGCAAAGAGAUCGAGCAGAUGAAACUACAGAAGGCGGACGAGCUUGCGGAGGUCGAAAGGAGAGUAAAGCAAGUAAUCUCCCAGAAAGAUGACAUCAUCAACAAUCUGCGGCAACGCAUGGAUGCCACAAGUCAACAACUAGCUUUUACAGAAAAAGUGUUGUACCAACAAAAGAAAGAAAUUUUGGAACACCCCAACUUGUGACGUCUCCCCCUCCCCCUCUUCCCCCCCCCCUCUUUUACAAUUUCUGAUUGUAUAAUAAUCUCAGAUACCUGCGACAAUG
This is a messenger RNA of Chara braunii, 7741 nucleotides long. NCBI's taxonomy places the organism in Eukaryota, Viridiplantae, Streptophyta, Charophyceae, Charales, Characeae. The record is from the annotation of a GenBank genome assembly.